Sander lucioperca (pikeperch) is the source of this 906-nucleotide messenger RNA. Its product is annotated as pyroglutamylated RFamide peptide. The transcript is spliced from 2 exons. Gene Ontology annotation, molecular function: orexigenic neuropeptide QRFP receptor binding. Lineage: Eukaryota; Metazoa; Chordata; Actinopteri; Perciformes; Percidae. The record is from RefSeq and is a predicted model, not a curated record. Bases 1 to 495 code for a protein of 164 amino acids.
AUGAGACUUUCUUUCCAUCUCGGUGCCUCAAAGCUCACCCUCCUCUCCCUCGCCCUGGUCUGCCUCGUCCCGCGGACCGUCACAUCGUACCCCCACUCCCCCACCGCCCUCCUGCCCACGGGGGUGGCAGCCGAGGCCGAGUGGCUCGUCCGGCCCGGCGCCUGGGCCACUUGGCGUCAAGACCCCCGGAAAGCCGUGCUGAAACCCUGGGAGGAGAAGGCGCCAACGGAGGAGUCGGAGGAGGAGGACCAGUCCUGGGAAGAGGCGCUGCUGAGGGCCCAGAGAGGAGACCUGGAAGCCCCGCCGCUGUCGCCCUUCCCCGGGGGUCACUCUCUGGAGAGCAUGAACUAUCAGAAGGGAGGAGAAGGGGAGGACGGAGGGAAGAGGAAGGGAGCUCUGACCUCCUUCGCCGGAGGCCUCCAGGCCGUCAGCCGGGAGAAAGGAGGAUUCGGUUUCCGCUUUGGGAGGAAAAGAUGGACCGACAGGGGAUGGUGAUGGGGGCGAGCACGGAGGGGAAUAAGUGGAACUCAUAAGGGAGGGGGUUUUUAACGGGAUGAAAGGAGGAUGAGGCUGUGAGGAGACGCUUCCGUCAACAGGCUUCUUCCAAUAUGAAGGUGACGAUACACUGAGCAAUUUUCUAGGCAAUGCACACGGCCUUCCGGCAACAUGCCACAUGCAGAGUUAGACAUGUAUUUAAAUGAUUCUUGGUGACCAAAUAUUGCUGGAAAAGUUGCCCAGUGGAUCACUCCAGGGAAAGCAAGAAGGUUUAGGGCAGGUUGCGCUUAAAGGAGCAAUGUGUAGGAUACGGGAUAUAUCGGCAGAAAUGGAAUAUAAUAUUCAUAAUUAUUUAUAAAAACAAACAAACACUGGGUGCCUGGUUAGCUCACCUGGUAGGGCAGGCGCCCA